Molecule: messenger RNA, 1155 nt
Organism: Alternaria novae-zelandiae
Lineage: Eukaryota; Fungi; Ascomycota; Dothideomycetes; Pleosporales; Pleosporaceae
Exons: 2
Coding region: 1-1155 (384 amino acids)
Source: RefSeq, a predicted model, not a curated record
AUGAACCAGCAGGUGUCCGGGCCGUGGGAGUGGUUAUUCGGCUGCCUGGAACCUGGUCACGAAUAUGUGUGUAUCCUUGAGUAUUCCUACGAUCAGGAUUACAAGAUGGAUCUAGCACUCUUCGACACGCCAUCGGUUCCUAAUGAGCCUUGUUUGGGAAAGCACGCUGCAAGCCCGUCGAGAGCGCUGUUUAAAGCAGCUUUUGGCAGCUCCAGGCCGCCUGAGCAGAGCCCAACUCCGGUUCGAUAUGCUGACAUCGAUCGAUACUUGCUCGAAGUGCCUGAGAGUUGCGUUCUCGAUCUGAACCUCAGCAAUCGUGCCCAUGCAUCCUUGCAUGGCAGUAUGCGCAAGCUCAUCUACGAAGCCAAAGAGCUGAUUGCAAAGCAUUUGCGUGUGUUGCCCACCAUCAUGGGCGCAAAACAGAUACCAAGAGACCUUCGAAGAGUCUAUCAGACGGCGAAUAUGAUCUUCCCGCUACCAGGACAGAUACAGACGUGGGGAGAUUUUGUGCCGUACGUAUAUGAGGUCUUCGAACACGGCAUUAACGCUGAAGCUCGCAUGUUGAUCCUGCAGGCGAUUCAUUUCCAGGAGCUCCGUGAGACCGAUGAGAGGGAACAAAAAGAGAGAGCGAAGAAUGCCUCGGCAUUAGCCAAAACGACCAGGUCGAAAGAGAAAAAACGGUCGUUGAUGGACACGAAGGGGAAGCCUGGGAUUGAACCGUUAGCAUACGCCCCAUACUCCCUGAAAGACGAAAACGAGGAACGAUCCGCAAAACCGCGAACAAAGCGUAAGCUCACGCCGACAACGCCUACUAGAAAGCCUCUGGCUCCGAAGUCUCAAGGGCUGUUUGGAGCAGCCAAGGCGAUAAUGAACACCCCCACAUCCACUCCUAGACAUCGGGCAGCAUCAAUGUUCUCUUCCAUGAGUCCCUUCCGGAAAUCCAAAGAGCCAAAGUCACAGUCUCGACACUCUAGCAUGGCGAUGCAGGCACAGAGCCCUACACCAGCCACACCCGUGACGGCACCUGAACACGACUCCAGUCCAAUCGCCCAGUCCACCGUCUGGAAGUCGGCUUCUCCGGCUCCUAACACGCCUAUCUCUACAGCUUUUGUACCUCAAGGACAAGGUGAGAUACAUGCCGCUGAGUUGAAAUAG